GUCAGGCUCCAAACAGGAAGAAAACAUCCAGUUGUUCUCCGGAGCAGGGACUGGUGCAGCAGCCUGUGUUGAAGUGGCUCAGUAAUGAGGCGGGUUUGAGAGCCGGGUCGGUACCAUGGUGUGUCCGGAGUAGCUCCAGAACCGACUGAUAGCACAGAAACUCAGUGCUGCUCCACUUUCCUCCGGUCCGACCGUUGAAACGCGGUGUGAAUGAGUGACGUGGUGCCUCCCACAGCUCUUAGUGAAGUCCAGCUCCGCUUCCUUUGUCACGAUGACAUAGACAACGUCAAACUGCUCUGUGGUGACUGGUUCCCCAUCGAGUAUCCAGACUCAUGGUAUCAAGACAUCACCUCCAACAAGAAAUUCUUCUCCCUCGCUGCCACCUUCAGAGGAAGCAUCGUGGGGAUGAUCGUGGCCGAGAUCAAGAGCCGGACCAAAGUACACAAGGAGGAUGGAGACAUCCUGGCCUCCAGUUUUCCUGUGGAGACGCAGGUGGCCUACAUCCUCAGCCUAGGAGUGGUCAAAGAAUUCAGGAAACACGGCAUUGGCUCCCUGCUGCUGGACAGCCUGAAGGAGCACAUCUCAACCAUCGCUCAGGACCACUGCAAGGCCAUCUACCUGCACGUCCUCACCACCAACAACACUGCCAUCCACUUCUAUGAGAACAGGGACUUCAGGCAGCACCACUACCUUCCCUACUACUACUCCAUACGCGGCGUCCUCAAAGACGGAUUCACCUACGUGCUCUACAUCAACGGCGGCCAUCCGCCCUGGACAAUAUUUGACUACAUCCAGCACAUCGGUUCUACUCUGGCCAGCCUGAGCCCCUGCUCCAUCCCUCAGAGGUUGUACCGCCAGGCCCAGUCGCUGCUGCGCUCGCUGCUCCCCUGGUCCAACAUCGCUUCAAAAACCGGCAUCCAGUACAGCAGGACCAUGUGACGCGGAACAACCGACGGCGCCUCCGGUCUGCCGGCUGCCUGAGCCUCUUUGUCUGUUUUUAAUGUCAUGUUUUUUAUUUUUAGGAGCCUCCGUCAGUCUUCCCCUGUACAGACCAAGUUCACCACAUUCUUUCUCUCUGAUGCCUUCCCUCUUCCUGCGUGCACCAUAAAGGACUCAGGUUCAACAUCUCCUCAUUCUCCACCACAUCUGCUCCUAAACCUGCAGCCUAAACAGGGUCGUAUUUUUAGUAGCUGCAGGCGAUUUUUGGAGGAAAAGCCGCAGCUUUUCUAGUUAUUCACUUCCUGUAUUUGGAUAUAGAUAUAACACUACGCCACUGAGGUCAUCACCCUGUCUGUAAAUUCACCGCGUUAUCUAAGGAAGCAGAGAUUAUUCACUGGAUGAACAGACCCAUAAUGAGACUGAAGUUUUACCGUUACCAUAUCUCCUUUAUCUUGUCAGAUACUAUGUAUUCUAUUUGUAUAUAUAUUAUAUUUAGCUAAUAUAUAAAUCUAUCUUAAAAUGUUUGUGGAUUCUAUUGUAUGUCACUGGGCUCAGUUGGAUGAACAUCCAUCCCAUAAUCCCCCUUUUUUAGAGUAAAUUUAAGCCUGAAUUAAUUUAGUUUUUAUAAAUUGGCACAAAAAUAAUCCAUUAUUGUUAAACUGGUUAUAUGUCAUUUAGUAGAAAUAAAAUGUUACUAAACUAAAACGGAGAAAGUGGGACAUUUGUUUUCAAUUUCUGCUUUAAAAUCUGUUUUGUUUUGGGGUUUUUUUGUUAGCAGGCAGAUUAUAGUUGAUCCACAUUCAGUUCUUGGUUUUAGAGAUUUUAAAAGCUGAAUCCCUCCUCUUCUAACUUUGCUGCUAAUGUAAAGAAAUUUCUAAAUGUGAAGAAAUAAAAUCGACCCGGUUUAGAUUUUUUAUGUCGGCCUGUUAAAGAGAUUAGAAGACAUCAAAGCGUCCAGAGGACAUUCAGGUGUGCGUUUGUUUCUCAGCGCUGGGUUUGUCGUUCUGCUGCGUUUCAUUCGCUUCACAGGGUCAGAAGUUUGAUCUGUCAGACAAAAACUAAAGGUUUUUUACCUUAGAAACCGUUGAUCUACCUGCAGUAGACGAAUGUCUUGGUUACAUCGACUUUGGUUCCAACACUUCAUGUUAAACAUUUAACAGAUUAUUUUACCCAGAGAACAACUGUUCUGGAAACAGGAAGUGAGGCAGUCAGGGUGGGAAUUAAAUAAAAAAAAAAAAAUGGAGUUUUCUACUGCAGGUAAGAUAUUGACUACUUCACUCACUCCGAGUAUUUGGAGCUAUUCUUUGAAAUAUUUUCCUGUUCAGGCUGUGAAACUAUCAGGAUUAGUUAUUUGUAGAGUUCAGUGAUCAGACCAAACUGGG
This is a messenger RNA of Cyprinodon variegatus (sheepshead minnow), 2321 nucleotides long. It is a transcript of the gene naa60, whose product is annotated as N(alpha)-acetyltransferase 60, NatF catalytic subunit. The coding region runs from base 211 to 939 and encodes 242 amino acids. Gene Ontology annotation, molecular function: histone acetyltransferase activity; protein-N-terminal amino-acid acetyltransferase activity. Gene Ontology annotation, biological process: N-terminal peptidyl-methionine acetylation. Gene Ontology annotation, cellular component: Golgi membrane. Lineage: Eukaryota; Metazoa; Chordata; Actinopteri; Cyprinodontiformes; Cyprinodontidae. The transcript is spliced from 6 exons. The record is from RefSeq and is a predicted model, not a curated record.